AAAGACCAUACGGUAUAUCGAAAUAGACGUAAGCAGUUUCUCUAAGACAUUGGGUAACGCAAAUCGGCAAUUAAACAGCUAAACAAACCUCUUUUUCUUUUUUUUGGACUAAAAACAAACCUCUAUUUAAACCACUCUUUAUCUUCUCUUGCUUCCACCAAAGGUCCAAAACCUUCCGGCAAAAACAAAGAAAGAUCACUAAAAACUAAAAAAGGCAUUAUGACAGUAUCCUACGAAAACAGCAGAACACAUGUCUUGAUCUUCCCAUUUCCGGCGCAAGGCCACAUGAUUCCCCUCCUCGACUUCACCCACCGCUUAGCUCUCCGAGGCGGGGCCGCCUUAACAAUAACCGUCUUAGUCACCCCAAAGAACUUACAUUACCUCUCUCCGCUCAUCUCCGCCGGAGUUAACAUCGAAACACUUAUCCUCCCUUUUCCUUCUCACCCUUCAAUCCCUUCAGGCGUCGAAAACGUUCAAGACCUACCUCCUUCUGGCUUCACUUCAAUGAUUCACGCGCUUGGUAGUCUCCACGCGCCGCUUCUCUCUUGGAUUACUUCUCAUCCUUCUCCUCCUGUAGCCAUCGUCUCUGAUUUCUUCCUUGGCUGGACCCAAAACCUCGGAAUCCCUCGUUUCGAAUUCUCUCCCUCUGCUGCUAUCACUUGCUGCAUCCUCAAUUCACUCUGGAUCGAGAUGCCUACCGACAAAAAAGAUGACGAGAUAUUUGAGUUUCCGAAGAUCCCGAACUGUCCGAAAUAUCCUUGGUCUCACCUCUCUACGACUUACAGAAGUUACGUUCACGGAGAUCCAGCUUGGGAAUUCAUAAGAGACGCGUUUACAGAUAACGUGGCGAGUUGGGGACUCCUCGUGAACUCUUUCACCGCCAUGGAAGGCGUCUAUCUCGAGCAUCUUAAGCGAGAUAUGGGCCAUGAUCGUGUAUGGGCCGUAGGUCCAAUUCUUCCAGUAUCUGGGAAUGAUCGUGGCGGGCCGAACUCUGUUUCUGUCGAUCACGUGAUGUCGUGGCUAGACGCACGUGAGGAUGACCACGUGGUGUACGUGUGCUUUGGAAGUCAAGCUGUUUUGACCAAGGAGCAGACGCUUGCCAUCGCUUCUGGGCUUGAGAAAAGCGGUGUCCACUUCGUAUGGGCCGUAAAGGAGCCCGUUGAGAAAGAUUCACCACGUGGGAACAUCCUAGACGGUUUCGACGAUCGUGUGGCUGGGAGAGGUCUGGUAAUCAGAGGAUGGGCUCCACAAGUGGCUGUGCUACGUCACCGAGCCGUGGGAGCGUUUCUAACACACUGCGGUUGGAACUCCGUGAUGGAGGCGGUUGUGGCCGGCGUUUUGAUGCUGACUUGGCCGAUGAGAGCUGACCAGUACACAGACGCAUCUCUGGUGGUCGACGAGCUGAAAGUGGGCGUGCGUGCAUGCGAAGGACCUGACACGGUGCCUGACCCGGAUGAGUUAGCUAGAGUUUUCGCUGAUUCGGUGACCGGAAAGCAAACGGAGAGGAUCAAAGCGGCAGAGCUGAGGAAAGCAGCGUUGGAUGCUAUCCAAGAACGUGGGAGCUCUGUUAAGGAUUUAGAUGGUUUUAUCCAACAUGUCGUUAGUUUAGGACUAAACAAAUGAUUUAGUCAUAUACAAUUCAAAUUAUGGUCUAUUUGUCUCUUUAAUAUGUUCCUCACCAAUUUUAAAACCUGCUUGACUCUAUUAAAUUGUUGUACGAUGAUAUAUUAGCAUUUCUGAAUCAUAAAAUGUGUUAUACGAUUGUGCUGUAAAA
Messenger RNA from Capsella rubella, 1774 nucleotides. RefSeq names its product UDP-glycosyltransferase 89B1. The transcript has a single exon. Bases 220 to 1623 code for a protein of 467 amino acids. NCBI's taxonomy places the organism in Eukaryota, Viridiplantae, Streptophyta, Magnoliopsida, Brassicales, Brassicaceae. Gene Ontology annotation, molecular function: UDP-glycosyltransferase activity. The record is from RefSeq and is a predicted model, not a curated record.